Zasmidium cellare ATCC 36951 is the source of this 789-nucleotide messenger RNA. RefSeq lists its product as uncharacterized. The transcript has a single exon. Gene Ontology annotation, biological process: calcium-mediated signaling. Bases 1 to 789 code for a protein of 262 amino acids. The record is from RefSeq and is a predicted model, not a curated record. Gene Ontology annotation, molecular function: nucleic acid binding; calcium-dependent protein serine/threonine phosphatase regulator activity. Gene Ontology annotation, cellular component: cytoplasm; nucleus. Lineage: Eukaryota; Fungi; Ascomycota; Dothideomycetes; Mycosphaerellales; Mycosphaerellaceae.
AUGGCAGCUAUGACUAUGCAAAUGUCGCCGCCAGCUUCACCCACAUCGCCUAAGAGGCGCCGAUCGCCAAACCUCUCCAUCGACCUCAGCGAUCUCCCAGCCCUCUCGCAACCCACGCCACCAAGCAACACCCUCAUCAUCACCAACCUACAGGCGCUCGAGAUCUUCACUGCCGCCAACUUGGAAAGCAUCCAACAAGCCAUCAACCAACACGCCCAGAUCCACACCUUCUCGCCGCUCAAGUCCUUCCGACGAGUCAUUGUUAGCUUCUACACCGUGGAGGAUGCCAUCGCGAUCAGACAAGUGCUCGAUGGCGAGACAGUUCUGGGAGACAGAGUGAGAGUAUACUUCGGCACAGAGACCAAGAUCCAACAAGAAGAUCAACAUCUUCAGGCACCGCAAAGCCAAAAGCUCUUCUUCAUCUCGCCGCCACCAAGCCCACCGGUCGGCUGGGAGAUGCGCAACGAGGAGCCUCCGAACAAAGAAGUGCACGCAGAGGAUCUCGCGGAUGCUCUUGCAAAGCUACACGCACGACCUGCCGCCGACGAUGCACUGAAAGAGAGGAUGGAGACCGAACAUCAGCACGAAUGGAAGCCAUUGAUCAACAGACAUCGAUCGGGCAGUUCCACACUGGUAUAUGAUCCGCAGGAACAAGGCAACUCGCCUGAUCUUCCCGCUAUUGCUGUCGAAGAUACUACGGAGAGUCCACUGCCUUUGAGCCCGAUGGAGGGUGUUGAGAAGAAGUUUAUGCAUACGGCUCGGCCGCCUGUGGAGCUCAUGGAGUCGUGA